UGAAAGUUCUUUCCAAAUCAGUUCGAUGAAGUGUCGCGGUGGCUCUGACCAUCAACGGCGGCGCCCCACCACACCAGCAACCAUUUCUUCGAAAUCAUCUUCUCUCUCUUUCUCUUCAACACUGCGGUUCUGUUUUUACUUUUCGAUUUCGAUAUGGCAGGUGCUUCUGGCGGCGGCAGUGGCAGGAUCAACCGGACUGGUCGCAAAGCGCAUUUUGGAGCCCGGUGUAAGAAGAAAUGUGAUGAGUGCUGCGGAGAUCGAGAGGAAUCUGGUGGCAUUACGGAAGAAAACAAGGAGUCGGUGCUGUGGGUAAAUAUGUUGAAGUGGGGAAUUGUGGUAGACAUUUGGCGACAUUUGGCGAUGGAGCCAAAAAAGAGUUUGGAGAGGUUUUCUGUUUGUUUGAAGAAGAGGGGAAAUAGUAAGAACUAGGCACUGCCAAGUGUGAAUCCUGCCAUUCCAAAGGAGACUUAGCCCACUCAGGCCAGCUCCAAAGGACUAAGAAUUUAACCCUGGACUCCGAACAUUCCUAACCCAAGUCUAAGGCACCCCCUUGUAUUGCAGGUCAAGGUUUCAUCUAGUGAAUUACAUGCUUAUGCUUAUCUAUCGCAUGGAGGUACCAGCUGAACUGGAUCAGAAACUGCCAUUUGCUUAUUGAACCGCAGGAGAGUCAAAUUGUGGAGCUGGAAUCUGAACUGCAUGUUGCCCAGAACUGGACUUGAUCGUUACUAAUAACAAUUAACCUUCACAAUGAAGCUGCCAUGCUGGAGGAGACAGACAUGCUGUGCUGGAAUUUGAUUGACACGUGUACCUGCUUACUCUCAAGAAGCAAGAAUUUCUUCUUGACGUGUACAAAGAACUCUGCCGGGAACCACCCAUUUGUUUGGCGCCGACUGUGGUGAGAGGAGCCAAAAGAAAGCUCUGGAGAAGAAUUUGUUGGGACAGUUGAAGAGGAGGAGGAGGAGGGUUUGUGAAAAUGAAGCCAUCGGCGAAGCCGAUAUCUAGUCCAGGCCGGACGGAGAAAUUCCCGCCGCCAUUGAUGAGGUUUUUGAGGAGCAAUGUGGGAAGCAAAAGCAGAGGAAGGCGUUCGAGUCCGAUGAUGUUCAUGAGGAAGAAGAACAACGCCACCACCGCCCAUGAAACCCAAGAGCCUUCUUCCCCGAAAGUCACUUGUAUCGGCCAAGUCCGAGUUCGCCGCUCCUCCACACGCCGCCGCAAACGUCGCUGUGCCUCCACGCGCCGCCGUUGCUGCUGGUUCCGUGCUGCUCUGUUUUGCCCCUGGUUUCUAAGGAAAAAUAAACCCAAUUCUUCUCCGAUUUUCCAGAGAUGGGUCUCGUUUUUCCAAGGUGGGUUCCGUCGAAAACCCAAAAUUAGAAUAGAUUCGCCGCCGCCGCCGCCGCGUGAAACUCCCUUCCACGGCAGAGCUGAAAUUUCAAACCCAGAUACCCAAGUUGCCGCCGCCGUCCACGACGAUGAUGAAGAAGCAACAGCCAAAGCUUUUAUUCCUUCUAAUUCUUCGCCGCCCAAAAAUGCAUUGUUACUAACAAGAUGCAGAUCUGCCCCAUAUCGAUCGACAUCAUUAGCGAGUAGAUUCUGGGGCUCUCCUCUUAGAAACGACGAAAAUCUGAAAGAAGAAGAAGAAGAAGAAGAAGACGAGGAACAUAGCACAAAGCCCAACAAUAGCGGAAAAGCAGUCGAGAUUGAGAAACCUACAUCCCAAAGAGCCUCAGUUUCGGAUCAAGAUCCAAGUGGGGGCUUAGAAUUCGAGGAAGACGAGGAAUUUGUGCAGAACAUUGAGAAUUCCACCACAGAAAGAAUCACCAAAUCCGCCAUUAUCGAACGAGAAAAAGCAGGGGAUGAAGAUGGGCUUGGAAGCUCAUCCCGGCCAUUAAUUUUGACACGUUGCAAAUCGGAACCGUCGAGAACGGCGGAGAAGAUGAACCCAGAAAUUGGAUUCUGGAAAAAGAGAAGGUUGGGGAUUCCUGAUUCAUGCUUACCAAACACAAUUCAUGAUAUAUAGGAAGUGUUCCCAUUUUUUUUUUUAAUUUAUUUAUAAAAAACAUGAAUAUUGAUAUAUAUAUAUUUUGGUUCUUCUGUAAAUUUUGUGGUUUAUGAAGCUGUGGUAAAGACAAUCUUUGAACUGUUAAUGGGUUUGGUUUUAGUUUAGUUUAGUGGUUCUUUCAAUUUGUGAAGACAGUUGUAGGAGUGAUGGGAGGGAAGUGAGGGAAUUUAAAUAAAGCGUCUUUGGAUA
Molecule: messenger RNA, 2248 nt
Organism: Cucurbita maxima (winter squash)
Lineage: Eukaryota; Viridiplantae; Streptophyta; Magnoliopsida; Cucurbitales; Cucurbitaceae
Exons: 5
Coding region: 974-2017 (347 amino acids)
Source: RefSeq, a predicted model, not a curated record